Argentina anserina (silverweed cinquefoil) is the source of this 2274-nucleotide messenger RNA. Its product is annotated as peptidyl-prolyl cis-trans isomerase CYP57. Gene Ontology annotation, biological process: protein folding; protein peptidyl-prolyl isomerization. NCBI's taxonomy places the organism in Eukaryota, Viridiplantae, Streptophyta, Magnoliopsida, Rosales, Rosaceae. Gene Ontology annotation, molecular function: peptidyl-prolyl cis-trans isomerase activity. Gene Ontology annotation, cellular component: catalytic step 2 spliceosome. The transcript is spliced from 10 exons. The coding region runs from base 90 to 1574 and encodes 494 amino acids. The record is from RefSeq and is a predicted model, not a curated record.
AUUCCCAGGCUCUUUCUUCCCCAACCCGAUACUCCGAUAGCGAUCUUCUCCUCACCGGACUCGAAUCUCCGGCAAAAAGCUCCGUCGCGAUGUCGUCAAUUUACGUGCUAGAACCACCGACGAGGGGCAAGGUGGUGCUGCAAACGACCCACGGCCCUCUCGACAUCGAGCUCUGGCCCAAAGAAGCCCCCAAGGCCACCCGGAACUUCGUCCAGCUCUGCCUCGAAGGCUACUACGACAACACCAUCUUCCACCGCAUCAUCAAAGGCUUCCUCGUCCAGGGCGGCGACCCCACCGGCACCGGUGAAGGUGGCGAGAGUAUCUACGGCGGUCUGUUCGCCGACGAGUUUCACUCUCGGCUUAGAUUCAAGCACAGAGGCUUAGUUGCUUGCGCCAAUGCCAAUAAGCCUAAUUCGAAUGGGAGUCAGUUCUUCAUGAACUUGGACCGGUGUGAUUGGCUUGACAAGAAGCACACGAUUUUCGGAAAGGUGACUGGGGAUUCGAUAUACAAUUUGGUGAGGUUGAGUGAGAUCGAAACCGAUAAGGAGGACCGGCCACUGGACCCACCGCCGAGGAUAUUAUCAGUAGAGGUACUGUGGAAUCCAUUUGAUGAUAUUGUCCCGAGGGCGCCUUCACGUUCGUUGGUCCAACCGGCAGAUGAUGCUGACAACAAGGAGCCGAAGAAGAAAGCUGUAAAAAAGCUGAACUUGCUGUCCUUUGGAGAAGAAGCUGAAGAGGAGGAGAGAGAAUUGGCAGCUCUAAAGACAAAAAUAAAGAGCAGUCAUGAUGUUUUGGAUGAUCCUCGUCUUUUGAAGGAAGAAGUUCCAAUAAGCGAAGUGGAUCCCAAGACAAGGCAGGUCCAGUUAUCUGUCAGGGAAGCUCUACAAUCAAAGAAAGAAGACCCCUUGAAAAAUUCCGAAUCACAAUUUUAUAACUCUCUUAGUUACAGUGAUAAUGAUGACGAUGAUGAUAAUGAAUCCAACUUUGAUGCACGAAUGCGUCAUCAAAUACUCAGGAAACGGAAGGAAUUGGGUGAUCACCCACCAAAGCCAAAGUUGCUAAAUGGGAGCUCUAACUUGAAGCAGCGAGAAGUAGCUGCAACAAGGUCGAAGGCUGAAAGUGAUGAUGACCAACCAAAAGUAGAGAAGCUGUCCUUGAAGAAAAAAGGGAUUGGAUCUGAGGCCAAAGCCAACCGCAUAGCCAAUGCUGAUGCAGACUUACAGCUGUUGAAUGAGGCUGAAAGAGGGAGACAGUUGCAGAAACAGAAGAAGCGUAGGAACCAAGGACGAGAAGAAGAGACAAUAGCCAGACUCGAGAAGUUUAAGAAGACCCUGAUUGUGAAGGCCACAGCCCCAGAAAAUGAAUCUGGAGGUGGCGAUGGUGAAGAUUUAUCUGAUUGGCAAAAAUCUCAGUUAAAAUUUGCUCCUGAAACUGGAAAGAUGACUCGCACUGAGGACGUAAAUGAUUAUGUUGUGCAUGACCCUCUUUUGGAGAAGGGGAAAGAAAAGUUCAACCGGAUGCAAGCAAAGCAAAAACGAAGAGAGCGAGACUGGGCUGGGAAAUCUCUCACUUGACCUCCCUCUGCCAUACUCGGUUUGUAGAAAUAUAUCUGAAAGUUUAUGGAAUCAUGAGAGUUGCAUGCCGAUUUCCUUAGUAUGUCAUGUGCCUGCUGAAAUUGUGCUCAGUUAGCCACACUUUUAGUUCCAUGAAACAAGUGGAAUUGAGGCGCAUUGUUCGUCAGCAGUUUCACCACUCUCAUAUUGCACAGGCUCAUCAUUUCACCAGCUGUAUUGACGAAGAAUGUGGCUUGUGCUCCUUCCAACCUUCUCUGACUGACUGACUAGUCUCUUCUGCAGAAUAUUAGAAUAGACAAUCUUGAUGCGUAGUUUUACUUGAAGCAAAGUCCAGUUCUUCUUCUAUGUGGUCUAUUUGUUUGGAAAUUAACUGCAGUGCAGGGUUUUACCGUUUCAACUUUCAAAGCUUCUGGACAUAACGUGUAGACUUGGUUAGUCCAGGUGGGUUUGUAAUGGAGCUCGACCGACCGCACUUUGUUGCCUCGGCGGCAUGGAAAAUCCAAUGUAUCCAGCAACCAGCACUUUGGGCAAGUUCCAUGCCUGCUUCCAUUGACCAUGUCCAAUAUUGCCUCAACCAAACUGCUUUCUUUCUCAAAACUUGCCUUUUUCGUUUUGUUAUGCUCGUUCCAAAUACCAGGCAAAUGGUAGUGCUAGCUGUUGAUUUUCCGCGUAUUUGAUUUGAUUAUCGACUUAUGAAAUU